AUGUCCGAUUCAGAGGUUGCCACACCUAACCUAGUCCUCGCCGGAAUAACUGAUUCCGGUGCUAUUAUCUUUAAUGGGGUCAUGCUGGAUUCUUAUCGCUUGAGCACCAGCUUGUCUUUUCAUCAUAUAGAAUCUGUCACAAAAUUCACUGCUGAAGAAGAGACAUCACCUGAACGUGAGCAAAUCACCGAUGAAUCAGGUGUUAUUGCUGGAGCUCCAGCGGUAACACCUGUAUUUCAUGGUGGGAGUAUGAGUGAGGAAACUGCGACAGAGCAGUGGGGGAACCAUACAGUGACUGCAGGAGUGGAUCCACAGAUCCAGGUUGAACCAGAAUCGAAAUAUGAACAAGAUACUGAUAUGAUGAAACCAAUUGCUUCGAGCGGUCUGUUUGAGCGCAAACGAACUUCUUCACUUGCUGCUGCACUACUUUCCGGAGAUCGCGAACCCGGAUAUAAAGCAUAUGUGCAAUUUGUGAGUCCCCGUGGUGUAGCACAAGUGAUAGAAGUCUGUGAUGAUGAGGAGGAGUUCGAUGGGAUCGAGCAAUCUGCUGAGUCUGUUAUAGGCCGUUUGCUCUUUACACUGCGUUCACUGAAAAUGAGCAACCCUGACCGGCACGCAGCUGCAGUUCGUCGCUUGCAGGAUCUUGAAGAAGAAUUACGUGCUGCCGGGGCUGUUUGUCCUCCAGAUACAACUGCUUCUAAUGCUGUCUCUAAGAUACUUGCUUCAGCAUCACCCACUUCUGAUAUUCAAAUUCGUGUUAAUUCCUCACAGUAUAUCACUACCACGAAAUCGGUUUUUGAAACGGAGACACCUGGCAUGGAAGGUCUUAAUGCAGCAACAGUGCAGCACUUGCAACAACAGCUUAUAUCAAAUAUGAGUGUGCCGGAAACUCCUUUAUCUUCUACAGAACCAAAUGUUCCAACAGUAACUGAUCAGAAGCAUGAAACUAUGGCGGAGGGCUUCACAAGUGACGACGGCUCCGUGGUUGUGUCAAAGAAGAUGACGCGCGUUGUAACUACAACACGGACAACACUUCCAGGAGAGAAGACGGAGGCGAAUGCGGGAGAUUUGAUACGAUUGAAAGUGAACGAGCAGGUGUACUCGGGCAGUGUGGAUCCCGGUGACCAGCACAUACAUUUGGUACCAAUUAGCAAGCAGCAGCAGCAGCAAAAACUGGAUUCAAGCGAGCAGCAACAGCAACAAGAACCGCAAUAG
This is a messenger RNA of Acanthocheilonema viteae, 1215 nucleotides long. NCBI's taxonomy places the organism in Eukaryota, Metazoa, Nematoda, Chromadorea, Rhabditida, Onchocercidae. The record is from the annotation of a GenBank genome assembly.